Messenger RNA from Stylophora pistillata, 717 nucleotides. RefSeq lists its product as uncharacterized. Lineage: Eukaryota; Metazoa; Cnidaria; Anthozoa; Scleractinia; Pocilloporidae. The record is from RefSeq and is a predicted model, not a curated record.
AUGCAUCGAUGGGCCCUAGUUUUGUCAGCAUAUGACCAUGAGAUUGUAUUCAAACGAUCGGAAGAUCAUGCCAACUGUGAUGCAUUGUCACAACUGCCACACAAAGGCUCUGAUCUAGCUAGUGAAGUUUCAAUUUAUCGUGUAAGUGCUGUUGAUGAUGAUUUUCCCAUCUUAGCCAAAGACAUUGCUAGAGAAACCCAACAUGAUCCAGCAGUGAGCAAGGUCCUUCAUUUUAUGUCUAGAUGGCCAAACAGAUGUGAAGAUGAAACACUAAAACCUUAUCACAAUCGUAGGCUAGAGUUGUCCUGUGAGCAAAGCUGUAUUCUUUGGGGUUCAAGAGUAAUCAUCCCACCUUCUCUAAGAGUCAAAAUGUUGAAGGAGUUGCACUGGGAACACCCUGGUAUGUGCUUUAUGAAGGCAAUUGCACGCUCAUGUGUGUGGUGGCCCAAAAUGGAUGAGGAAAUAGAGGAUGUAGUGAGGUCUUGUACAGUGUGUCAGAGCACUAGGAGUUCUCCACCAUGUGCACCUUUAAUUCCAUGGAAAUGGCCAAGUAAACCAUUCCAGAGAAUUCAUGUCGAUUUCUGUCAAAAAGAAGCUGAUUACUUCCUAGUAGUUGUUGAUAGCCACUCCAAGUGGAUAGAGGUCAAACAUAUGACCUCAACCACGGCUGAUAAAACAAUUGAUGAGUUACGGUUGAUCUUNAGAGGAAAAUCCUGA